This is a messenger RNA of Lutzomyia longipalpis, 4452 nucleotides long. RefSeq lists its product as uncharacterized. Bases 1119 to 4295 code for a protein of 1058 amino acids. The transcript is spliced from 10 exons. NCBI's taxonomy places the organism in Eukaryota, Metazoa, Arthropoda, Insecta, Diptera, Psychodidae. Gene Ontology annotation, biological process: sensory perception of smell. Gene Ontology annotation, molecular function: odorant binding; olfactory receptor activity. The record is from RefSeq and is a predicted model, not a curated record. Gene Ontology annotation, cellular component: membrane.
UGCCUGAACGUCCGGACGUACGGAAAGUUGACAAGUCGCAGCAGUCACGGUGUAAAAUAUUUUUCUAUUACAAAAGUGCUUUAGCGGAGGUACGAGAAAAAAACGUCCAAAAAUGGGCGAUUUUUGUGCCAAUGAGUGGAAUUUAGUGGAUAUUUGUGGCUCUAAGCCACAAAUUAUAAAAUAUAUUGCCGAAGAGACUGUCACCUGUUUACUAUGUGAUAUGGUAGCAAUGAAAUGCGAAACUAUGUCAAGAACUGAACUUUUUUCACGUGCAAAGCAACGGAAUGCAAGUUUGCAGCUGGAUGAUGACAAAAUCUUGGAUUUAAUAACAAAAUCAAAAGCUUCAGAGUACAAAUUGGAAGAGGAAUUUGAGUUAAAUGUUAAAUAUUAUAUUUCGGGAUAUCCUUAUCGCUUUACGUGGCAUUUAGCAAAAGCUUCUGCUGAGGAAUUCAACAGACACCUCACAGCUCCCCUCCUGUGCACUCUGAAAGCUUCUCAGGAGAAGAUUAAUGAACUGCAGGAGCUUUUGAAGAAGAAAGAUGAGGAAAUUACAGGAUAUAAACUCUCAGGAGCAACAUUAGUUCGAAAACACCUCGAAACAACACCCUUUGACGCAAAAGAUUUUCCACGAAAAAAUGAUUUUUCCUUUGUGGAUAGUCAGAGUAUUGGAAAAAUUUACAAUCUCUGCGGAAUUGCCCAAAUUCCUGAAUCAGCAACGAAUGAAACAACAACAAAAGUCCCAAAAUCUCCAUCAGCAGGAACGUCCAAUGCCCCGGCAAAAUUCUCCCCAAGAACCCCAAGACGAAGUCGAUUGCUGACGAAUCUUAAACGCCCCAAAGUCGAUAAAAUGCUCUACGACGAUCAAGGGAGUUCCCAGGAAGUGGAAGACGGCGAUAAUCUCGUUACAAGCACUGAAACACCACCAAGCAAUUCUAAAAUUCGAAAACGACUAAAUCUCUAGAGAAUUUCUUGUUUUCUUUCGUUAUCACAAACUGAUAAAUUAUUUCCAAAGAAGUAUCAAGAAGUAUUAUAUUGAAAUGUCUUGCAAAAUGUAUUUCUAGUGCAAAAGCAACUCUUGAAGAAUAAACUUGUUCUCGUUGAAUUAAAAAAAAAAGAAAAUGUUGUGGACUUUUGUGAAAUUACUGCUUUUUCUUCAAUUUUUGGAUUUGACUUUAGGGCAGUAUUGCAAUGAGGAUAUUGUAACCCAGACGGUGACAAAAGUGGAUAAGCAAUACACGGAACCAGAAAAGUAUGAUGCUAAAUGCGCCUUCAAUGGAGCACCUAGUAAUCAGUUCUGCCCAUACUGGAGGAAUGUGACAAAGACCAAGACGGAGGAGAAAAUUGAGAAUAAAAAAAGAACAAUUAUUAUUUGUUGCGAUGGAUACCAUCUUGUCAAGAAGGAAUGCCUUCCCUACUGUGAGCAAUCAUGCGUUAAUGGGUUUUGCUCGAGCCCCGGUACUUGUUCCUGUUCAAAGGGCUACACCAAGUCCCCGAAUAAGGACAAUGUGUGCGAUCCUGUUUGCAAAUCCUGCAUUAAUGGUGACUGUGUAGCUCCCAAUGAGUGUAAAUGCCACGAAGGAUACAUCAUGGAUACUGCAUCGUCCAAGUGCAAGGCUACAUGCGGGAAUUGUGCUUUUGGGAUAUGCGACGAUACACCAAACAAGUGCAAAUGCUUUCAAGGAUACGAAAAAGAUGCCGAUGGCAAAUGUACCGUCAAGUCCUGCCCAACGGUGUGCAAAGGAGGGAGCUGCGUGGAUGGGAAAUGCGAAUGUAGCGAUGAUCUGUUGUGGGAUGAUGAAAAAUCCUCAUGCAUCCCCAUUUGCCCCACCAUUCCACCCACUAUUACCGAAUCCCAAAUACCUGAAAACAUUACAGUUCUCUUCGAGGAAAUAGCAACAACGGAAAAGCCCAUCAUUGAUGUUUCGUUAAAGAAAAAGGACCUCCUCAUUUGGGGACUUCUCCUAAUCAUUAGCCUUCUCUCAACAACCAUUAUUCUAAUUCUCUUGAGAAGUUUGUACAUGAAGAGGCGAUAUCACUAUCAAGACGAUAAAAGUGAUAUGAUUGAUUUUGCCUUCAGUACAACGAUGAGUAUUGGUUUAUUUCAAUGUGUUGUUGUCUACAUAAUAAUCAUAAGUCGCAAUAGGGAGAAGAUUAUGAAUGUUUUUCAAUACUAUGAGAAUGUCAUGAAGGUUCAUGAUCCCCUCAUGACGGAAAUCAGGGAGAAGCAGUACGCUGAGAAUAUGAAAAUUUGCUAUUUGGGCGCAAAAUACCAUCUAUCUGCUACCUUUGUAUCGUGGUUUGGAAUUGUUGGACACGACAUAAUUCGAUCUGGAGGUUCAUCCCCUAUGCUCUUUGACAUUCCAGGCAUCCCUGAGGAGAGUAUUUUCUACUACCCCUGCAACUUUAUCUACCAAUUUCUCCUAUUCUUCUCCCUCUUUGAACUAAUAAUGGUGUCAGACGUUGUAAUAAUGAUCACGAUUGCUUGUUGCAAGAAGGAAAUUGAUGCAAUUUCUGAGCUUCAAUCAACCCUAAACGAUGAAGAAUUGUCAAAGAAUUCCGCAGGAAAAAUAAUAAGAAGAGCCCACGAAGCUCAUCUUGUGCUUGCAGAUAAAGCUUCAAUGCUAAAAAUGUUCUUUUGGCACAUAUAUUUCUACAAACUCUUCUCCAUCUUGUUGUACCUCUGCACCAUGUCUGUGGGCUUACAAGGCCUCAAUGGGAUCUUCCCCUAUGGAGCUGCAAUAAGUGUCUUCGUCAUGAUGCUCGAAGCAUUCCUCCUUUGCUACUUUGGACAAACACUGAAGGAUAGUUCGGAAAAAAUGUCCGAUGCCAUUUACAUGUCCAAAUGGUACGAGAUGAAUGUGAAGGAUCAGAAGAAUCUCGUAAUCAUCAUGAUAAGACUACAGCAUCAAGUUCAAGUGGAAACCUUUGGAUUUGGAACCAUUUCGAUUUAUACUUUUGUUCAGUCCACAGUGAGAGAAGCUUUUAUAUAUUUGAGAAAUCAUUUCACAAUUUAUUAUUUGCUUCUUGUCUUAAGUACGGUGAAGAUGGUUUUUUGGAGAAGGAACGACAAAAUGUCUUUCAAGGAAAUAAUCCUUAUUCUCUUAAUUCUCUGUGAAUUGUUUAGUGAAUGCUGUGGAAAAUGGUGUACAGUGACGGAAACGGAAUACGUGGUUGAAAAGAAAUUAAUUAAAGUUACCAAGUACAGAAAGAUCGCCGUAAAAUGUAAUUGGUAUAGUAUGCAAAAGGAUUGUCAUAAAAGAGUACCAUAUCAGGAUCAAGAAUACGUCAGUAAUUAUGUGCCUAAAACGGUUGAAAAGAAAGUCUGCUGCACUGGAUACAACGAGGAAUUAGGAGAAUGCAAGCCAAUUUGUGAAAAAGCUUGUUUAAAUGCCAAAUGCGUAAGUCCAAAUACCUGCAAGUGCAACAAUGGCUACAAGAUAUUCUCAGAACAUGCUCCUCACAGAUGCAUCCCAAGUUGCAGUGGAUGUGAAUUUGGAAGCUGCGUUGCCCCGGAAGUUUGCAAUUGCGCUUCAGGCUACAAACGAGCACCGAUUUAUCAUCAGAGCAAAUGCAUUCCUUAUUGCAGGGAUGAAUGUCCUCGUGGAAGCACGUGUAGUCAACCGGAUACAUGCACAUGCCUUCCAGGAUACAGAGAGAUUUACAGAGAAGACAAACUGAAGUGUUUAGGCGAGGGAGAAACUGAAGAACCUCCAACAACUACAACAGAACUCACAACAACCGAAAGUACGACAACAACAACAGAAAGAACUACAACAACAACUCAACUGCCUACAACAGAAAGGAUCACAACAACUGAACUCCCAACAACGGAAACCAGUACAACAGAGGCGAGCACUCUAAGAAACAACAACACACCAACGUCCACUUUACCUCCUUCAACUGAACCCGAAAGCACAACCGCCAAAGAAGACUCAACGGAUUAUUCAGAAAUCGAAGAAGUGCCUGCUGAAGAUCCAACAAAUUCAACCAUUUUGGUUCAAAUUCACAAAGCAGAAAAUGAUUCUUCAGUGGAAGUUGUUUCCGAUGAUCCGUGGUUGGGUGAGGUAGAAGCCACAACAAAUAGCACACGUGAGUUAAUUGACAAAAUUCGAGAAAACAGAGCUAUUUACAGUAUUCUGGGUAAGCUCUGGUACUGCCUACUGGCCGUUGUGGUAGUUUUGUGCGCCAUAUUUGCCACUAAAUAUUACUUAAAACUCCAAACGAAGGAAUACAAACUCGACAAAGAAAACGACGUUGAAGUUCAUUUUUUUGCAUCAGGAGAAGAAUAUUUGUAAGAAAAUUAAAUUUAAUCUUCAAUCAAGGGUUUUUUGAAUGAAUAAUUCGUCUUUUGAAUAGAACUUUAUUUUAUUUUUCUUUUAAGAAUUAUUCAUAUUUAAGGUUAUGUCUAAAUCUAAUAGAUCUAGUAAGAAAAUUGUAGAAAUAUUGUAAACU